Molecule: messenger RNA, 1695 nt
Organism: Plutella xylostella (diamondback moth)
Lineage: Eukaryota; Metazoa; Arthropoda; Insecta; Lepidoptera; Plutellidae
Biological process (GO): regulation of transcription by RNA polymerase II
Molecular function (GO): RNA polymerase II cis-regulatory region sequence-specific DNA binding; DNA-binding transcription factor activity, RNA polymerase II-specific
Source: RefSeq, a predicted model, not a curated record
GCGAUCGGUUAGCGGCCUACAUCCUCUCUCUGAAAUAAUAACAACAAACUCCGAUAACGAAUUGAAAAUAACGAUAACGACUCUCUGUUAAUAAAAAACGAACUUGUUUUUUUUGAGAAAAAAAAGAAAAGAAACCGGCCAAAUAAAAAUGUAGCCUGUAUUUAGGAAACUGGACCGUAAUGUUGUGGAUAUUGAAAUGUGAAGCGUAAUGUAAAAAGUUUUGACAGUUCAGUUUUUUUUUCUAUUGCCUUUUGCUUUGCUUGUGUUUUUCGUCCAUGAAAAGUUAGAAACUUGAAAUGCAAGUUUUUCUUCGUAAAUCCUACAAGUUUUCAUGAGUUCUUCAGUGUGAGAAUAAAUGUUAUUAAUUGGGAGAUGUUCCUAAAAGCAUCCGCUCAGGAAUAGCUACAGAUGGAUACUAAAUACAGAUACAGGAUGCAGCUUCCCAAGACAAUAAUAAUAUUAUACAGUAUACAAGUAGUUGUACGUGUAUAGCCAUGUUCAAUUAAAAAUACAUAUUUGAUAGUAACAAUCAAAUUAUGUGAUUUUUUAAUUAAUAUUUACAAUAAUCGAGGCCAGUAAACCGCAUUAUUGAUAAUAAAAACAUGUAAUUAGUAUUUUAAUAUAAUUAAAAUAAGGCCAGUACUAGUUUAUAACAGUUUUAUAUGAAAAGAGCAGCAUGUUUAAGUCUACACACCUAUUAAUGGAAGUUUUAAGCCCUUAAAUUGCACCCAAUGACCCAUCCCAAGGACAAGUACAUUCAGGGGUAGAAAGCUUCAUGGUUUACAUGGAUGAUCGCGAGGGCGCGGCGCGCCGCUCCGAGCCUGCUAGUAUGGAGGCGUGCGGCCCGCCAGUGCAGGUGGAGCCCGUGGACCUCAGCGUGAAGCGACGCCGCCUGCGGUGUGCAGGCGCCACCUCCCCGACUCCAUCGAAAUGUGCGAAGCUGGACCAGUCCACCUCGGCUCUACUCACAUUUGAGUCCAACCAUCAAGUCCCGAAAAUAAAAGUCGGUCCGGACCUCCGGAGCGCGCGCAAACCGCGACUCAAACCGCAAGCCCAGAAUACUCACCAACAUGCUUCACAAACGCACCACGUAACGUCACACGACCUGUCAAACGUCACACGAGCUGUCAAAACGCCAUUUCUCCCGCCAAUACUGCCGUUCAACAUCCCCAACGGGCCAGCGAAAGGGAGUUUGAAAACCGAAGCCGAUUUCAACAACUACCUUCUGAGCACAGCGCUGCAAAACGCGUUGUCUGGAUCGUUGAAUCAACUUACGCAAAAGAGAGCGUUUACAAAGACGGUUACGAAAGAAAUUAAAGAGUGUGAGACGAAAGUGCCAGAGAUCAGUGAUAAUAACAACGAGGAGGGUGUGAGUGGAAGAAAGAAGCUUCAUAAAUGCGACGUGGCUGGCUGUCACAAGGUGUACACGAAAAGUUCGCAUCUGAAGGCCCACAAACGCACGCAUACUGGAGAGAAGCCCUACUCGUGCGGCUGGGCGGGCUGCGAGUGGCGCUUCGCCCGCUCGGACGAGCUGACCCGCCACACGCGCAAGCACACCGGCCACCGCCCGUUCAGCUGCCCGCUGUGCCGCCGGGCCUUCGCGCGGUCCGACCAUCUGCGCCUGCACAUGAGACGGCAUUGACAGGUGGGGUAAAUUGGAUGUUGGGGGUAAAUUGGGUGGGGUAACUUGGAUGU